AUGGAGAACACCACCUCCUCUUCAUACCCCAGCGAUCGCCUCCAGUCAAACAACGAUGAGAGCCAGCUGAACGACGCUGCUUCCGAGCCCUCUGCUUCCACGACGCAGCCGACAGCAGUGAAUACGACAUCAGACACAUCCUAUACCGACGCUUUCGCUUCGACGUCUGAAGGAUCUUCGACCUCUGAUGCAGUAACUAACGCAGCCCCAAGCUCCUCGACUGCUCAGCAGACACCUUCCGCACUACCACAGAUCCAGCCAGCUCCCGGAACAACGCUAUGGGACAACUUCACCGCCAGCUUCCGUAAUGUGAUCCAACGUGAUCCCGCGUCAUCCGCACAGAAUCCUCAGUCAUCCAGCUCCAUAGACCCCGCCGCGCCUGCAUCUCAAUCAGGCACACAAGCUUCCCCUUCCGCAGCGAACACUCAUUUUCAUCCUUCCACCGCUGCAUCGAAUUUUGCCUCACACUCAGCCGAAUCAGCACAAAUGCAAGCCAUGUCCCGUCAGUCCUCUGACUCUGCUCCAGAUGCUAGCGGAGCGCCUGUAUACUUCCGUCUGCCCUUCAGCGGACCCGAUGGCAACCCUGCACUCCUCGCCUUCCAUCCACAGCCACUGUCGCAGCGAGACGUGCAGCCAGGAGCACCCCCUUCGACCGCUGCUCCUACCACAUCUUCUCAAGCUACCAACUCGCAGCCAUCUUCUCACUCUCAACAGGGCGCUACUCAGUCCCAUACUUACCCCACUGGUCUGCCAGGUACCGCUCCUAAUACCACUCAAGACCAGGCUCGACCAGGCUCGCAUCCUCAUCCUGACGGCCAUGUCCCCGUCUCGCCCAUUUUCGUACCUUUUGGAGCGUCCCCACUCCCAUUCUCUUUCCUCUAUGAUCAGCAUACCGAUCUCGCAUGGCCAAUAGCACAACUCACCCCAGGAAGUCCUCCAGGCGGACCUUCUCCAGAAGCUCCAGAGUCGCAGCAGCCACGUCUUGUUGCUGGUCCACCCUUCCGCAUCCUUCUCGACAUCCACUUUGCUGCCCCUCCCGAGCCCGAACAGCCCCAUCCUGAAAAGGCUGCCAAGUACGUCAAGCAGCUCGAGCGUGCCGAUGCUGAGUUGCGAGCUCGUAUGGCCAGGCUAGGUAUGGGCAGCAUCGGUGGGUUUGCAGAUACUGCAGCUAGCGACGAUCAGGAUGCCUUGAUCGGAUGCGGUGUCUGUCUCGACAACUACGAGGCUGAGGACCGACCAGAGUGGAUUGACGGUCCCAAGAGUCAAGAUGAAGCCGUCGUAGCUGUGCCUUGCCCUGGCCAUCACACUUUACACGCUCGAUGUCUUCGCGAGUGGCUCCAGAAGCUACCUCCUUCUCAGUGGACAUGCCCUUUUUGUCGAGCGACCCUUAGUCCCGAUUCAUCUCACCGUCCGGCGCAGACUUCCUCCAGUACAAGUGCUAGCACCACUUCUUCUCGCACAUCUCCCAAGGCAAAACUAUCCGUUUCUGCUCCUGUACGCUCUACUCUUCGAGACGACGUUCGAGCACGCGAGCGCCAGCGCGGUUGGAGAUGCGAUGCCCCCGCCUGCUUGCCACGCUACCCCGUUUCAUCCCGUAGUGAAGACGGUCAUCUUGAUCUUCCUGAGACUACCGACAGAAUGACGACCGACCUGGUAAAGCUUACUCCAUGUCGACACGAGGUUCAUCUUGAUUGUCUCUGCACUAGCAUGCGUGUUGAGAACGACCUCCGCAGCGCCGACGAUUUCGACGCCAUCAUGGGCCUCUCGGACGAUGCCGCUGACGGCGAAUCCAGCCAGCACGCCGCAGGAAUAGCGAAAUCUUUUCUCGAGGAUGGGGAUGAGCGUGACACCUUAGGCAAGUGGGUCACCUGCCCGGCCUGUCGCAAGGAGUGCUGGGCCGAACUGCCGCUCCGACGCAAACCUCAGCGUCCUGUUGCCGACUCCUCUGCGCAGCAGACCUCCCUAGCUGCGCCUCAAGCGGACCGAAAUACCUGUGCCGUCAGCGACGAGUUCGCUUCGCCUCUGGAGAUGCCAGAGGUGGACUCCGGAAACAAAGCUCCGCAACUGGCUGGGCCAGUCCAUGGCGACCAGACCUGGGAACAAGGUAGCAGAGACGCGGCUUUUGCCUCGGGAGAUCACGAGGAGGAGGCAGUCGUUGACGCUAUGCUCCUUUCGAGCUGA
Messenger RNA from Ustilago hordei, 2181 nucleotides. RefSeq lists its product as hypothetical. The coding region runs from base 1 to 2181 and encodes 726 amino acids. The record is from RefSeq and is a predicted model, not a curated record. The transcript has a single exon. Lineage: Eukaryota; Fungi; Basidiomycota; Ustilaginomycetes; Ustilaginales; Ustilaginaceae.